Messenger RNA from Eleginops maclovinus (Patagonian blennie), 5525 nucleotides. It is a transcript of the gene ppargc1a, whose product is annotated as peroxisome proliferator-activated receptor gamma, coactivator 1 alpha. Gene Ontology annotation, cellular component: nucleus. NCBI's taxonomy places the organism in Eukaryota, Metazoa, Chordata, Actinopteri, Perciformes, Eleginopidae. Gene Ontology annotation, molecular function: RNA binding; transcription factor binding. The coding region runs from base 165 to 3848 and encodes 1227 amino acids. The transcript is spliced from 13 exons. The record is from RefSeq and is a predicted model, not a curated record. Gene Ontology annotation, biological process: positive regulation of transcription by RNA polymerase II.
AAGCAGUUGUAAGACAGGUGCCCUCGGUUCAUUCUCGGCGAGGGGCAGCAGUAGCCUGUGUGAGAGCGAGUGGGAAGCGCCUGUGGAUUUCUUUUUUACUUGAUUUCUUUCUUUUUUCUUUUUUUUUUCUUUUUUUCUUUUUCGGACCGUCAUUCAGUGUCUGGAUGGCGUGGGACAGGUGUAACCAGGACUCUGUGUGGAGAGAAUUAGAGUGUGCUGCCUUGGUUGGUGAAGACCAGCCUCUCUGCCCGGACCUCCCUGAACUGGACCUCUCAGAGCUGGAUGUCAGUGACUUGGACGCAGACAGCUUCCUGGGUGGCCUCAAAUGGUACAGCGACCAAUCAGAGAUUAUUUCCACCCAGUAUGGCAACGAUGCAUCCAAUCUUUUUGAGAAGAUAGAUGAAGAAAAUGAGGCCAACUUGCUGGCAGUGCUUACAGAGACCCUGGACAGCAUCCCGGUGGAUGAGUACGGAUUGCCUUCGUUUGAGGCCCUGGCAGAUGGGGACGUGACCAAUGCCAGUGACCGGAGCUGUCCCUCCUCCCCCGACGGCUCGCCACGCACCCCAGAGCCAGAGGAGCCUUCCCUGCUGAAGAAGCUCCUUCUGGCACCCGCAAACUCCCAGCUCAGCUAUAAUCAAUACACAGGUGGCAAGGCACAGAACCAUGCAGCCAGCAGCAACCACCGGAUCAGACCACCACCUGCCGUCGUCAAGACGGAGAGCCCCUGGAAUGGCAAAGCGAGAGGGGGCUCCAGCCAACAGAACCGCCCGGUGAGGCGGCCGUGCACGGAGCUGCUGAAGUACCUGACCGCCACCGAUGACAUCCUGCUCCACACCAAAGCAAGCGACGCCAAGAGCACCUGGGGCGGUGCCAGCAGCAGGGACAAGGGUGGCCUGGGUCUCGGUGCCUCUUCCUCUUCCUCUUCGCCAUCCUCGUCAUCCACCUCCUCGUUCUCCUCCCUCUCCUCCACCUGUUCCUCAUCUUCCUCCACCACCUCCAAGAAGAAGUCGGCUGUACCGUCUCAGCAGCAGCAGCAGCAGCAGCAGCAGCAGCAGCAGCAGCAGCAGCAGCCGCCGCAGCAGCGAGGUGAGAGCCGGGCUGCAGGCAGGUGUAGUGUGGCUGGUGUUGGGGCUGGGAAGUGGCAGCGUUGCUCUCACGAUGACGGGGUUAAGGAGUCGGAGGGUGCUUCUAUCCCUGUCGGCCACAGAACCUCCACCUGCGGCCACGCCUGCCCCAAACAGGAGCACGGGCCGCCCAGUGAAGAAGGAAGGCCGCCAGGCGAUGUGGGCCGCCUGGCUAGGUUUAUUAGGUAUAUGCAUUCUUAUUCCCUCCCUCCCCGAGAGGCGAGUCACAGCUGUGAGCAUUGCCGAGAGGCUGCGGGCGCCACUCAGGCUACUGAGGGCAGGCAAGGCCGUAGAAACAGUAGCGUGGCCAGCCGUAGGCACAUCACAGUGACUAUUAAGAAAAGAGAUGAGAAGCCGGGGCACCCUUUGCUUAGCCAGCUGCUCACCUCCAAACACAAGCCUGCUCAGUAUCAAGCCCACAUACCCCCACCUCAGAUCACCCCUUUACCCAGAAUUCAGAGCAGGUCAGCAGGUAAGAGCCCAGCACAGGCUCCCUCAAAGGUGAAGAAGGAGGAGUUGGGAGGAGCCGCUGAUUGUACAAAGCGGGGAGUAAGUCAGCUUGAAGAGCCUGACUCAGGGUCCCAGGUUGGACCUCCGCCCUUAGGUUUAGAGAGCUGGGUUUACCAGCCAGACUCGGGGCUAGACUUUGGACUAGAGCUUGGGUGGCUAAACCAGGGGCCCUAUGGGGAGGAUGUUGACAAUGAUGAUGAUGAUGAUGUUGCUGAUGAUGAUGACCAUGUCAUGGGCAGCACUGCUACUAUCCCAAAUACUAGAAUGGCAGAGCCCGCCCCCCCCUGCCUCACACAUGGGCAAGGGGCCCCACACAGGCAGGCACUCAGCGAGCACCCCGACGACCAGGGCCUCCUGUUGUUAGCCAAACCAACCACCUUGCCACUUCCUUUGACCCCAGAGUCUCCAAAUGACCACAAGGGAUCACCGUUUGAGAACAAAACCAUUGAACGCACAUUAAGUGUGGAGAUUGCUGGAACCCCAGGUCUGACACCACCUACCACGCCCCCACACAAAGCCAGUCAAGAGAAUCCUUUCAAAGCAUCGCUCAAAACCAAGUUGUCUUCAUGUUCCUCAUCGGCCUUGGCGUGCAAAAGAGCCAGGCUGAGCGAAUUGGGCCCCGGCGCUCUGGCUCCUGCCCCAGGUGCCUCAGGCGGGGGUCCCUCCAGGAAGGGUCCUGAACAGUCUGAGCUUUAUGCCCAGCUGAGCAAAGCGUCCACCGCCCUACCUUACUCAGUCGCCCAACACACAUUGGGGGGCGGCCCUGAGGAGCGUCGCAGCACUAAGCGGGCGGCGCCUCGCAGCUACAGCGACCAUGACUAUUGCCAAGCUAGCGCUAAGAAGGACGGCGGCACAGCCAUUGCUGCCAUGACUACACUAGCGGUCACCUCAGGUGCCCCCACUGUGCCCCCCGCGCUUCCCACAGGCAGCGUGGAGAACGGGCAUGUCGAAUGUAAGGACUCAGCCAUGCCUCCAUCCUCUUCAUCAUCUUCACCUCCUCCAUCAUCAGCUUCAUCUGCUCCUUUGGCGAAUGUUGAGGAGCAGACCCUCACACCGACACAGAGCCCCCCACAGGAGGCCCCCACCGACUGGGACCAACUCCACUCCUCUGCCAUCAGCCGGAAGCUCCUGCGAGACCAGGACAUCAGAGCAGAACUCAACAAACAUUUUGGCCCCCCCUUAAAAGCCUUUUGUAACCCAGGGGGCAAGGAGAGAGAAGCAGGCAGCAAACCAAGUAAGGCUGCGGUCCCUCAGCCCCCUAAUGAGGGGGAGUCAGGGUACCUGAACCCGGGGAUCCUGCCCUUCCAGGACGAGCUGGAUCUGGGUGAGAGCCGCGAGAGCCGCUUUCUGUAUCCCUGGGAGGGCACUCCUCUGGACCUCCUUUUUGACUGCCCCCCUUGCUCUCCCUCCUGUUCCCCACCGUCCAGCUGCUCCCCUUCUCGAGGCUCCGUCUCCCCCCCCCCCUCCCUCCUCCUCUCGCCCAGCAGGCGUUUUUGGACCAGCAGCGGGUCCCGCUCCCGCUCCCGUCCUCGUUCCCGCUCCCACUCCCGCUCCCGCAGCUCUUCCUCGCACUACCGGAGGCGCUCCCUCUCCAGCUCACCUGACAGACGCCCCUCCUCCUGGUCUCGUCACAACACAGACGCAAGCACCUUUCGUUCCAGGACUCAGAAGAGCCCCCACCCUCAGGCUCGCUCCCCUCUCAGCCGCAGGCCAAGGUAUGACAGCUACGAGGAGUACCAGCACGAGCGGCUGAAGAGGGAGGAGUACCGCCGGGACUACGAGAAGCGGGAGUUCGAAAGGGCCGAACAGAGAGAGAGGCAAAAGCAAAAAGCAAUAGAGGAGAGACGGGUGGUGUACGUGGGGCGACUGAGGUCCGACUGUAGCCGCACAGAGUUGAAGCACCGCUUUGAAGUCUUCGGCGAAAUUGAAGAAUGUGCAGUGAACCUGAGGGACGAUGGGGACAAUUUUGGCUUCAUCACCUACCGCUACACUUGUGACGCCUUUGCCGCCCUUGAGAACGGACACACCUUACGCAGGUUAAACGAGCCUCAGUUCGAGCUGUGCUUUGGCGGACAAAAGCAGUUCUGCAAAUCACAUUACACAGACUUGGACUCCCAUUCGGACGACUUUGAUCCAGCCUCCACUAAAAGCAAGUACGACUCCAUGGAUUUUGACAGCUUGCUGAGGGAGGCGCAGCGCAGCCUGAGAAGGUAACCGGUCACAGAGGGACUUCUGAUACCUCACUGUGGGGUCUCGCUCCUUUGACGACGAGACCACCAGAAGUUUUACACUCUAUGUCAUAGAGUAUAUAAGAAUACGUCUAUAGACCUAUAUCAAUAUAAAUGAAUAUAUCAAAAAUAAAGUUUACAUGAACAUAGCUGCUGAAGAGCUGGGAAGAGACAUUGCAUUCUGGAAAUCCAGCGAACCCUCAGAGCCUGGUGCACUGCUGUGCAACCGUCAGUGAAAGAAGAAAAAAAAAAACUUGUGAUUUUUUUCUCCAAGCACUACAAUACCCACAAUUCUUUGGGGGUGAAAACAUGCAGCUUGUUCAGCCAGAUAUUUUGGUUUUUUUGCUGUUGAUUUUUUUCUUUCUUUAAACCUGGUGUUUGGAUCUAGUGUUACAUUACAAACAAGAGUAUAAGAAAUUGUGUCUUGGAGGUAAAAUUCUCAAGGUAACAUUGCUGUCUACAUUUUGAGGAGAAAUGUAGCCGUGUAUUUACAAAUACUAUAAAAAGGAAUAUUUUUAUUUUAUGUACAUAUCUGAUAAAGUUCUUUAUUUGUUACAGCUAUGCACUGUAAAACGCAGCCUUUUUUAAAAAUGAGGAGAACAUUUCUUAAUUCAGAAUGUCGAUCUGUGGUCAUUACAAUACUGUAAAACAUAUUGUACACCUACAUGAUGUUUAGAAGACAUGAUAUGAUUGUAAAAAAGUAAAAAAGAUUUGUCUGAUUGCUCAUUUUGAGGGAGCAUGUGAACAAACGUCCUUUUUUAAGUUAUUUUGUCGGGGGAAAAAACAGUCAACCAUGUAUAGUUUUCUCUGUUUAUAACGUUUCUCAAUCAGUGUUUUUGCUUAUGAAACCAGUAUAAAAUGCAUUUUUAACGUGUUUUUCAUGAUUGUAAAAAAAAGGUACCCCAUUUUUUUAUUAAUUAUUUCUGAAGCAAUCAAUAUAUAUAUAUACAUAUAUGUAUAUAUGUAACUGGGUUUGAUUUCAUUGCUUUGUAUGGUUCUCCUUUUGAUUACCUUCAAUGAAAAAGACUACUGCAUUCAAAUCUGUUCAAUCAGUACAAACACAUAUUUAUCUAUUUAUUUUAUUAUUUGAAUCAAGACUAUUUAUGGGCUCCAUUUCUACAUGGCGUACCUCACGGAAAUCUAUUUGCUGUUUUAUGUUGUCCUUCGAUCUGUGUUAUUUAACUUCCAAUCACUAGACAGGGUGUACAAUAAAUGGUUUGGUGGAGAUAGUAUUACCUUCUAUGCCUUUCCAAAACAAUCAAACCAUUCAGCUAAUCACUCCGGCAAGCAGCGCUCAUCACGCAGAGAUUUCUGUCUCCACAAUCCGUCACAUCUUUCUUUCCACACACGAGCAGAACAUGAAGCAAUAAAAUGAUUUAGCAGGAAUUUAUUUGUUGUACCACUGUAAACACUCGUUGUCAUCGCUCCACUCACGCUUGAUUAUGUGAAUGCCAAACAAAAGUUUACAAUUUCCUUUUCCUGAAUUUUUUAAAGAUCUUGUAUUUGAUGUACAAUAUAUAUAUAUACUUAUAUAUAUAUAUGAUGAUACUUAUAUUAUUCACGAUAAUUACAAGAUGAUUAAUAAUAAUAACAAUGAUAAUAAUAUAAAUGAAAGAAAAAACUAUAUAAAAAGCAAUAAAUUAUUUUUCAGAGUUGUAUUUUA